UACAUCUAUUUUUUGUUUUUUUAUGAUGAAGAAAUCUGUUAUAUACCACUAGCUCUUGUGUUUAUUUCUAACAUCCCUUCAUGGAUCCUACCAGGACCAUUUUCAUUUUUCUUUCUGUUCUUUUAUAUGGUUCUACUACUGGUUUCAGUCGCGUUUUCUCUUCGGAAAGUUGUCCUUUUCCGGCGAUUUUUAAUUUUGGUGCCUCUAAUUCCGAUACUGGUGGCUUCGCUGCCGCCUUCAUUCAACCUAAGCCUCCUAAUGGAGACACCUUUUUGGUGCCGUCUGGAAGAGUAUGUGAUGGACGACUCAUCGUUGAUUUCACCGCUGAGAGUUUGGGUUUGCCAUUCUUAAGCUCUUACUUGAAUUCACUGGCAACCAAUUUCUCACAUGGUGCGAAUUUUGCAACGGUGUCUUCCACCAUAAGAUUACCAACGGCUGAUGUUAUCCCCCAAGGCCAGGCGAGUCCAUUCUACCUAUCUUUACAAUAUUCACAAUUUGCUCAGUUCAAAAAUAGAUCCCAAAUUAUUAGAAGACAAGGAGAAAUAUAUGCAAGUCUAAUGCCAAGGGAGGAAACUUUUGCCAAGGCAUUAUACACUUUCGACAUCGGCCAAAAUGAUCUCACGCAAAGUCUCUUCCUUAACAUGAGCAUAGUGCAAGUUAUCGCUGCCAUCCCUGAUAUAGUCAACCACUUCUCAGACAAUAUCAAGAAUCUAUAUAGUUUAGGAGCAAGGUCAUUUUGGGUUUACAACACAAGGCCAAUCGGUUGCUUUCCACAGAUUCUAACUAGUUUUCCAUCAGCUAAAAAGGACUCUGUCGGUUGUGCAAAGCCGUAUAAUCAAUUAGCUCAACGUUUCAAUGCUGAGUUGAAGAAUGCAUUGGCUCGACUUAGGAUUGAGUUUCCUUUGGCUACAAUUGUUUAUGCAGACCUCUACUCUGCUAUAUACUCUUUAUAUACUCACCCGACCAAAAAUGGAUUUGAACGUCCUCUUGUUGCUUGUUGUGGUUAUGGAGGGAAGUACAACUAUGGCAGGGAUGCAACAUGUGGAGGAACAAUUAGUGUUAAUGGCAAAAACAUUAUGGUGGGAUCAUGUAAAGACCCAUUAGUUCGAGUGAGUUGGGAUGGAGUUCAUUUCACUGAAGCUGCAAAUAAGUUUGCUUUUGAUCUUGUGUCAUCUGGAGAUUUCUCAAAUCCACCUAUUCCUUUGAAAUUGGCAUGCCGCCCUAGAUAAACAUCAUCUGGGGUUUUGUUUGGUUUUUUUUUUUUGGUGAAAAAGAGAUGAUUUAUCAUAACCAAGGAGGAAACACUAAACUGCAUUGGUAAAAUUGAAAUAAAAAAGCCGAUCGAGUUUUAGCUCGACUGGCAUGGAUAUCGUUGUCAAUAUAGGAGGAUGUGGAUUUGAGUGCGCUGAAGUGCAUUAUCCUCCUAUUUAUGGGUUAGGGAGGAGCUAUGGGUAGUUCUAGGUAUUGUGUAAAAAAGAGCAGAUAUGAUCAAAACCUAUAAUGAGAUUGUUAAAAAAAAAACUGAAACAAAGAAAAUUAGUGUUUGUUUCUUUAGAAUGAAACAUGUAUUGCAAUCAUAAAAUCAAAAGAAAGAAUGUGUGAACUAAUGUUUGGUCAUACCAUCUUAAAUUACUCCUCAUUCAUCUCCAAGUCAUCAAUAAAACAUGUGAAUCCUUCAAAAA
Messenger RNA from Gossypium arboreum, 1682 nucleotides. Its product is annotated as esterase. The record is from RefSeq and is a predicted model, not a curated record. Gene Ontology annotation, molecular function: hydrolase activity, acting on ester bonds. NCBI's taxonomy places the organism in Eukaryota, Viridiplantae, Streptophyta, Magnoliopsida, Malvales, Malvaceae.